Ornithodoros turicata is the source of this 324-nucleotide messenger RNA. RefSeq lists its product as uncharacterized. NCBI's taxonomy places the organism in Eukaryota, Metazoa, Arthropoda, Arachnida, Ixodida, Argasidae. The coding region runs from base 1 to 324 and encodes 107 amino acids. The transcript has 2 exons. The record is from RefSeq and is a predicted model, not a curated record.
AUGCCGGAAAGUGUGUGCGUCGCAGCAGAAGAUUUAUCGUCCCCAGAUAUACCGGAGUCACCGCCGUCCUCACCAGGAUUUGAUCGUGCCGGGAACGCGGACUGGUGUUCUUGCGGGAAGUGCAAACAGAUGGAUACCGCGGACGAGUGUUUGUGCUGCCGGGAGGUAGAGAACUUCUGUAAAAAGCAGACGGUCAACUGCAUUACAGACAACGAAUAUUUCGAGAUACUCUGCCUCGACACCGAAGUUCUACGAGUGUCUUUUACAUACAUCCGAGAUACUGAAGAGUAUGGCAACAUACGUGACAGCGCCGUGAACAAGUGA